AUGAAUGAUUAUUCUUGUUUUUCCAGUGAGAAGCCAAGUUGGGCCGAUUUGGUAGAGGAAGGGGAAGCAGGUAAAACACUUUUAAAAUGUGAUCUGCUCGUUCAGUGUGGCCAGUUUUAUGCGUUUUUUCUCACAAGGCUGGAUUUAUUUUUAAAGGUUUUACGUUUUUGAUAAUAUGAUUUUUAUCAUAUUUUGACCUUGGGGUACACAUUUACUUUAUAUCUGAAUCGGAUGCCUUUGACAUAAGUUAUCUUGGCAGUAUUCGGAACAUUGUUCAACAUGGUUUCUUUGGAAUGAUUGAGGUUAAUAUUCAGUUCAAACUUCUUUUUAUUUAUAAAAGCUAACCAAAAAAAUUUACUUAUUUUUCUACUCUGACUCAAUCUUUAGUUCACUGAAAACUGUAACUGUGUUCUUGUCUCAACUUAUGUGUGACAAUUGCUUUGUAGACCACAUACCUCCUCCAACAGAAGUCAUCAAUGGAGACACAAAAAUCGUAACAGAAUUUAAAAGAAAUGAAGAGGGAAAGCUUCUAAAGGUUAGUGUCAGAAAAGAGAACAGUAUUGUUUACAGAGCACUUAAAAUGUGGCAAACAGAGUUAAAUAUAUUUUUUACAUACACUGAUUGCAGCUGCAUCAAACUUUUGACUGUCUGGUAGAGUACUUGGCAAGAUUUCUUUAUAACUGCAUACUUCAUUAUUCGUACUGUUAUUUGAAAAGAAUCAGAAAACAAUAGUUUACCUUUUAGAUCAAUGCUUUGUUUAGAACUGAUUAGUAUGGGGUUAUAUGGAAAUCUCUUCAAGUAAUUUCCUUAAACAAACCAAUCUCCCACUCUGAUAGUGCCUUUUUUAACCCUUGUGGAAUUUACCUUGGUCAUUGUGGAUUUUUCCUAGAAGUGUAAAUUUAGAUUGCUAGACUUUUUUCAGAGCUUACAAUUUUUCUCCCUUAAUUUAUCUCUCUUAGAUUGUGAGGACUUUCAAAAUUGAAACGAAAAGAGUUUCUAAGACAAUUGCAAAGAGAAAGGUAGCAGAGUUUGAUUUUUAAAUGUACUAUGUCAUUGAAAGGCUGUUUGCUUUUUUUAUAAUGUGUUUGUCAUGGUCCAGUCUUUUCUAAAAAUGAUUCUUUUUAUAUUUCAGUUAUGGAGAAAAUUUGGAGAUGCAAAGAAUGAUGGUCCUGGUCCUAAUCCCUCUACAACAACAGUUACUGAUGAUGUGUUCCUUAUUCUCACCACAAAUAAGGAGGUAAACGACUAAACCUCAGCAGGUUUCUUGUAUAUGGCUGUAGUAACUGUAUGUGACAGUUUAUGAAAAGGAGUUGCAUACCUGCCUCAUGAAACAUGCCUGUAGACACCUUUUUCUUAAAGAAAACAUUUGAAAUCACUUGUCCUUAAGUAAGGUAGCUUUACAUUGUGGUUAGCUAGAUGUUAAGUGUGAUACAUUUAUAUUUUUUGGGAUCUGGCUUAAAAUUUUUUUUCAAUGAAUUCGGUACAAAAAGCUGUACUUGGUAGUUUUAAUGCUCUUCAUCAGCAGUGCAUCUGGAAAAUGAUAAGGAGGAUUAUUAGAGUGUAGAGGAAAUGAUGUUGUAAUUUGCGCCAGACUGUGGUUUGUGGGAACAGACUGCCAUCUGUUCUUUACCACACCACUUGGUUGAUGACAAACUCACUUCUGAUCCUCUUUAGGACGUAGUUUGGUUGGAUCAUGUCAAAAGUCACCAUCAAGAAAAUUUUUUUUUUGAUUUACAUCCUUUUUUUAACUUUCACCAAACCCUUAACAGGUUGGAGUCAAAAUUAUAUUUAAUGAAUUGAAAGCUUAUAACAGAAUCUUCAGAGCUCUCUGUUUCUCUCUCUAUAAAUGCUUUAAAGACACUAAGCCAUAUAUGUUUGUUAAUUGAAAAGUUUUCAAUCAAUCUGUCUUUUUCUUUUCUCUAGGACCUUCAACAAGAUAAUGAUGACCCACUGAAAAAGUUAGGUCAAAGUUCACAGAAGAUUGUUCAGUGCCGUAUCUGUAAAGGGGACCACUGGACAACAAAGUGUCCUUACAAGGAUCAGCUUGAGGUUAUACAAGCUCAAGUCAAGGAUGAUGAAGCAAAAUCUGCAGUUGAUGCUGGUAAUGAAUUAGAAUAAACCCCACUUCUUUUAGAAAGCUAUUUUGAUCAUUUUAGGCCAAGUUAGAUUUGUAUAAUUAACAGGAUGGUACACAUAUUCCAGAUAGAAAGGUGUUACUUUUUCGUGUGGAAAAGUUUUUGUGACAACAUGAUGCCAUGGUACAGUAUUUAUGCCAAAGCCUUGGUAUUGGUAUUAAGUUGACUGAUGUAUUGACUUCAACCAGCCACUUGUCUAUUGAUUGCUAGUUACUGGUAGUAAAGAUUAAGCAUCACUAUUGUUGUUGACUCAUGACAUGUUUUGUGCCUUAGGAAACUAUAAACUAUCAUUUUACUUCUCCAGUCACAUCCUGCAAGUGUGCUGUUCAUGUACAGAGCUUGCAUGAUACUUUUCCUGAUUGGUUAAUACUUUGAUGAUCCUCUAUGGGCUUACAUGUAAUGUACAAGUUAUGAGUAAACCCUUUAUACCCUAGCAUCAAUAUGCAAGUUCUCCAUACUGCUCUCUAUACAUCUCCCAUGGUGCUUGCAAGGAGAAUUUGCCUACCAAUCAAGAACUUCUUUACUUUGCAAUUAUUUUAUUUGUUCUCAUGAUCCUAAUGUUUGAUUCAGGGGUGAUACUGUGAGAAGAAAUUAAUUGGUUAUCACUCUAAAGGUGUAAAGGGUCAAAUGGAAUUCUUGAUAAAAUGAUCUCUUGGAAGGUUCAUCUGUAUUUUUCUUUUUGUGAUAAUUUUAAAUAUUUAUCCUGAACAGAGGGAAAGACAAACUAACAAUCAACCUACAUUUGUAAUGAGGUAUAAAUUUUGGAGCUAUGUCAACCUUCUAAGCUUUGGUUUAACCCUCUGAUACCGAAAAGUGAUUCAUCAGUCCUGUAGUAUUUCUUCUGUGUACAAUAUGUUAACAUGCAAAGAGAGGGCUUAAAAUAACUUUUCCCCCUGUGAUGGUUUCCAAGCAAAGUUGUGAAUACUAGUGAAAGUUACAUUUUUCCCAAUGAUAAGCACAUAUAAAAAAUUUUUACAAAAUCAAUUUUUAAGGAAUUUUAUCCUCAGUCAUCUUAGAAUCUUUAAACUCUAGAAACCAUUUGUAAUUUGGAAAAAUAAGUUUUUGAUGUUUUUUAUUUAAAACAUGGUGUUAUUUCACUCUGUGGGAUGACACUUAAUUUAUUGAACCUUCAUUAUUAUUAUCAAGCUAUUGAAAAGAAAAACCUAGAGGGUGUUCUUCUGAUUCUAAUCCAACACCAAAUUCUCCUCUCUAGGAAAGUUUUCUAACAGGAUCUUGAGAAUUAAAACUUUGAUAUUUUUGCUAGUGAAGUACAUGAACUUGUCGAUGAAAUUUCUUAAUUGUUUAUAAUAAUACAGGAGGAGCAGUAGGAGGAGCUGGGGAGCAGCCACAAGCAUCUAAGACUGGAAAGUACAUAGCACCAAGUUUGAGAGAAGGGGCUGGAAACAGGCGUGGAGAGACUAUGCCAAGGUCACAGAGAGGUAUAAACCUUUUAAGGGUUUGCAGUGAGGGGCAAAAAUACUUGAUGAAUUCUUUUGAAUUCAAAAGGUAUCAUUACUAUUCAAUAGUUCCCCCCGUCCCCCAAAACAAUGUUGAACUCUGAGCAGUUAGAUAGAAAAACUUGACAUUCAAGAUGGGAAGGGUAGGGUAGACUUGCCUUACUAGGUAUUUUUGAGAGCAAAAUUAAUUUUCUUCUCCUUGACACCUCAGAAGUUAGCGUGAGAGGUGAAUCAGCAGUGGAGCUACGUACAACAUGUAACAUACAAUGAAAUGUAAAAAAUUAUCCACUGUUAUUAUUGACUCUCACCGAAACAAAAUCUGUCCUUUUCCCAAUUUUGCAUGCUACAGUGAUAGAAGAGUGUGUCUUGCAAGUUUUUUAGUUGAAUGUUGAUUUGACCUGAUUUUCUAGGGCACAAGAUAAGAGAUAAAGUUGUGUAUUAAAAACUACUAAUUGUACUCUCCAUUCAGAUGAAACAGCCACAAUACGUGUGACAAACUUGUCAGAGGAUACUAGGGAAUCUGACCUCAUGGAACUCUUCCGUCCAUUUGGACCAAUCUCAAGGAUUUUCUUGGCCAAAGACAAGAAUACCAACCAGUCUAAGGUAGUGGCUCCAAAGAUAAUUUGUCUACUGUGUGUGUGUAUUUUCCAAGGGAUUGAAUUUGUGGGAGAGAAUGAAUUUAUCUCAUUUAAAUAUGGUCUAAUAGUAGCAUAAGCUGUUUCUUGUCCUUGUAAACAUCGACUUUUCAUCUUUGCAGAAAGGGGGUGGGGGGGGGGAAAGAGUUGCUUUACUUAACACUUUAGCUCCCGUGAGUGACCAAGACAGAAUUUCCCCUUACUAUAUCUAUGUAAUAUCAUGCAGAUAACUGAUGAGAAUAAAGGAAAAUAUCAAUUAUGGGAUUACCAAUUGAUCCGUUAAACCAAAUUCUCCAAACUAACAUAAUGAGAAUCAUUUGGCAGACAGUAAGGAGAAUUACAAAUGAAAUCUUGGGAGUUUAGGUGUUAACACUGAGUCAAAAGAUUUCAGGUUCAAACCUUGGGCAAGUCAUUGUGAUCUAUGAAUAACUGUAAAUAUAUGCAAAUCAUAUAUGUGAAAUGCAGAUGUAGAAAUGAAUAUGAAAGCAAUCUUUGUAGUAAUGAACACAUUGUGUUGUGUUUAAGGGCAAGAUAUUUUACUCCUGCUGUGCCUCUCUCCAGUAGUAUAUGUAAGUGCAGGUGAACUGUCACAGAAAUCUGUUGAAAUACUGAUGGGUAACUUGUGAUUGACUAGGGUCCCAUUCAGAAGGAGAUAUUGCAAUACUCUUUCUUGCUUCUUGCUGGAGAAAUCUGUCCCAACUAGAGGCUUUUAACCUUUUACACCUUAACACCUGUAGGCAUAUUCUCCAUACUGUUCUCUUUACAUUUCCUAAGGUGCUGACAAGGAGAAUUUGUUUAAAAAUCAAGAGCUUCUUUAGUUGGGGAUCGUUUCUUUUAUUCUCAUGCCCAUAAUGUUUGAUUCAGGGGUGACAUUUUAAGGAGAAAUUAGAUGCUAAUCACUCUCAGAGGUCAAAGAAUAAGGGGUGGAAGCUUUGAAAAAAGUAUAUUUACCCUUUUUACGCUUUCUGUUCUGCAGGGUUUUGCAUUCAUCAACUUCGUCCAUCGUGAGGAUGCCGCCCGAGCUAUUCAAAGUGUUCAAGGAUUUGGUUAUGAUCAUCUGAUCUUGAGCGUGGAAUGGGCCAAGUAA
Molecule: messenger RNA, 5314 nt
Organism: Pocillopora meandrina
Lineage: Eukaryota; Metazoa; Cnidaria; Anthozoa; Scleractinia; Pocilloporidae
Source: the annotation of a GenBank genome assembly